AAGCGCUCGGGCUUCUUGCGUCUUGAUCGAUUCAUACCGCGGCGUCCCUCGUUUGGCUGCUGUGACUGCUCCCUGCGGGGGAAGUGUCUCGCGGCACCGAUAAACUCGCGGUGGCUGUGCGCGGAACUCCGUGGGGACCUGUUGAUCGGCCACCACCGAGGAGACGCGAUGGAGGUGCCAAACGGUGUAGAAGAACUGACUCCCAACUAAAGCAGCACUAAAAGUCGCACAGCAACAGCUCAUCCCAACAAUCUGUCAACAGGCUACACGAUGGAAAUCAUGGAUACGCAGCGUGCCUUGGAGGCUGUGGGGAGACUACAAGCUAAACUGAAGGAGCGGGGGGAGGCCCCCACACAGGAGAAGCUCUCCCUGCUGAAGACCGUCCUGCAGAGCCCCCUGUUCCUCCACAUACUCAGCUUACAGCAAGCUAAGCGGAAGCCCCUGGCGAAGCAGGGGAAGGGCAUUUCAAAAUCUGUAUCAAUGAACUGUGGACCAUGCCCGGGCGUACCAGUGGGGCUGAAGACUCUGUGUCACAGUGACUCUUACACAUGGGCCAUGGAGAACAGAUCCUCCCACAGGGAGGGCAGCAUGUCUUCCCUGGGCUCUCAGGAUCUGUCCUUUUCGGAAAUCUAUCCCAACAACUGCACUCACACCGAAUCGCAGUACUGCACGCCCCCUCGGAUCUCCCGCACCAUGUCGAUGGGCAGAAACCUGGCUGCCAUCGCUCACGAGAGGCGUCAUGUGGAGAUGAUUGAGCUGACCAAUGACGGGAAGGGCCUUGGCUUUGGCAUCAUAGGAGGGCGGAGCACAGGAGUCAUGGUCAAGACCAUCCUUCCUGGAGGAGCCGCCGGCCGGGAUAAACGUCUGCGUAGUGGAGAUCAGAUCCUGCGCAUCGGAGACACAGACCUGGCGGGCAUGAACAGUGAGCAGGUGGCACAGGUCCUGAGAAAUGCUGGUACCAAGGUGAAGUUGCUCAUUGCCAGGGAUAUGACCAAGGACAACCAUCUAUCCUCACCUGCCCUCAGCCAGGACAGCUUGGAUGGCACGCUCGAUGACUUGAAUGAUGAGUAUGAGUUCAGUGUGCAGUUCACUAAAAACAGCCGGGGCCUGGGAUUCACCAUCUCUAGCUACAUAGGUGACCUCAAUUCAGUGUACAGUGCCGGUGUGAUGGUGAAGAGCAUAGUGAAAGGCAGCGCUAUUGAUCAAGAUGGACGCAUCCACAUUGGAGAUAUUGUUCUAUCUGUAGAUGGAGUGAGCAUGCAUGGCUGCAGUGAGCAGAGGGCAAUGGAGGUGCUGAGGAGGACGGGGCCCCUGGUCCGACUGAGGCUGCUCAGGAAAUCCGUACGUCUGAGUCACAUCCUGCCACCAGUUCCGCCCCUGCAGCCGCUCCGACACUCCCACAGCUUCAACGAGGGGAAUCCCUACAGAGUGGGCCUCAACAGGAUUCAAGAGACAGGAAUCUGCUCCCUGCGUGAGAUCUCCCGGCGAGCAGCAUACGCCAACAGACGACCCCGACAUGAUUUCAGAAACGGCGGGAAACUGAUGCCAGCUGAAGAGGAGUACCUGAGGAAGAGGUGGCAGCAUGCGGUUGGACCCCGAUAUGAAGUUAUUGUGUGUCAGCUGGAGCGUUUCAGCGAGACAAGUGGUCUGGGCAUCAGUCUGGAGGCUCGGGCUGGACAUCAUUACCUGUGCUCCGUCUUACCUGAGGGGCCCAUUGGCCAAAGCGAUAAGAUCUUCACUGGAGACCAGAUAUUGGAGAUGAAUGGGAUCCCUCUCAUUGGAGAGACACAUAAGGAGGUGGUCAAUCUUCUGAAGGAGCUGCCGAUCCAUGUAUGUCUGGUGUGCUCCCGAGUUGCCCCCCCUUCAAUUCCAGACAGUGAUGAGGAAAAUGAUGAUGAAGUCCGCCUCACCCUGAAAGAGCUGCUGGCUGAGUUCAAUGACAAGUUGGACCAGGGCUGUGUCAUCCCCUGUCCUACGGCCGAGGACAUCACCAAGCGUGGCGUACCACCCAUGUCACCUCCCUUGGCCAUGUGGGAGAGAGAGGCUCAGGUGGUCGAGCUGGAGAAAGGCGAGUCGGGACUGGGCUUCAGUAUCCUGGACUACCAGGAUCCAGAAGAUGUCACUAAAACAGUGCUGGUCAUCCGCUCAAUGGUGCCUGGGGGUGUAGCAGAUCAAGAUGGUCGCCUGCUUCCCGGCGACCGCCUCAUGUUUGUCAAUGACACCGACCUGGAAGGUUCCAGCCUGGAUUAUGCUGUGUAUGUCCUUAAAUCCACUGGUUAUGGCCCUGUCCGUAUCGGUGUUGCCAAACCCCUGCCGCUGGAACUGUGUGGCGGCUUGACGCCCAUCUCAGAGAGGAGCUUGCGGGCUUCCUGCGAUGACACUGAGAGUCACACUCAGCUCGGCCUGCUAGCUGAAGCGGCCGAGGCUUUCGCCAACACUUUCCACUCUGAGGACAACAGCUUCGGCCAGCAGUGUUACAAAAGAACGGAAAACCAGUCACGUCAUCGCUUCGGCGUCAUGGACCAGGACAGGCAGCAAGCCCCUCCUCCUCUUCCCCCCACCAGCUUUGAGAAGUCUAUCACUGUUGUCCGGGGCAACCGUAGCCUUGGGAUGUCGGUGAGUGCUAUCAACGACGGCUCAGGCAUGCUGGUGCGCAGUGUGGUCCAGGGGGGCUCUGUUAGCCAGGAUGGCAGGCUGGGUGUGGGGGACGCCAUCUUGGCUCUCAACGGAGAACCUACCUCCAACCUGACAAACGCCCAGGCCAGGGCGACGCUCCGCAGACACUCUGUCAUAGGGCCAGAAAUGAGUGUAACGUAUGUCCCAGCCCAUCAGGUGGACAAACACCGUAUCCGUCUGUGUUUGCCCCCUCUGGCGUCCAUCGAGGCCGACAGUGCCUCUCCCUCGCCCACCCCACCGACACCCUCUCCUGAACCUGCAUCGGCCCCGGCCAGACCCCUCAGUCCAGUCAAAGCUCCAGCUCCAGCUCCUGCUUCAUCCACCCUUACACCCUCCGCCUCGGUCAAAUUCAAAACUGCUGCUCCAGAUCCAGCCGCAGUCAGAGUCCCUGCCUUGUUUAGAGCUCCAGCCGUAGUUCCCAGCAUCAGCCCGGCCCCAGACUCAAGUCGGCAUCCUCCCAAGUCUCUACCUCACGAGACUAGAGGAGAAGGAAAGGACAAGAUUAGUGCAGAUGGGAAAGUACCGACGCUGGAGGUGGAGAUAAAGGUGGACGGUAACGAGGAGGGCGAUGCGGAGGUCCCUCCUUGUACCACCUUGGUGUCGUGGGAUCACCCUAGGAGUGUUCAGCUGACGCGAGCACCAGGCCAAUCCCUGGGUAUCAGCAUAAUGGGAGGCAGAGGCAUGGGCUGCAGACUGAGCAGUGGAGAGAUGAUGAGGGGAGUCUUCAUCAAGCACAUCAGCCCCGACAGCCCGGCAGCAGAUAAUGGCACCCUCCGGACUGGAGACAGGAUACUGGAAGUGUGUGGUGUGGACCUAAGAGACGCCAGCCAUGAGCAGGCAGUGGAGGCCAUCCGCAGGGCCGGAGACACCGUGGUCUUCCUGGUCCAGUCGGGACAACACAGAUCUCAGUCUCCGAUACUCACUAACCAUGAAAGACCAACUCCAACACCCCAACCCAAUUCACACAGCAACAAGGUACCUUCGCCAGCCAUCGAGAGAAAGAAUCGAAGGAGCACCGGGACUGUCGCAGCACCUAUCGCAGCAGCAGCAGCUGAAGACGAGGGCGACAGGGGCAGGAAAAAGAUGCUGCAGCGCUACGGCAGCCUGUCAGGGAAGCUCCACAUGAUCGAGCUGGAGAAGGACCCCGCGGCUCACGGCCUGGGAAUCAGUCUCACGGGGAACAAGGACGGCUCCAGGGCCCGCAUGAGCGUCUUUGUGGCAGAUAUAGACCCUCAAGGUCCCGCCGGUUUAGAUGGAGGGAUACGGGUUGGAGACGAGCUACUGGAGAUCAAUGGUCAGAUCCUGUACGGUCGCAGUCACCAGAAUGCCUCCACCCUCAUCAACAGCGCUCCAUCUAAAGUCAAGAUCAUUCUCAUCAGGAAUAAAGCUCAGAAUCAAAAGGACCAGGAAUCCAGAUCAGAGUGUGAGGACACGGUCGACUCCAAGAUAGACUCUGCAGAGCAUGGAGCGUUGUCCAGCGACAUCCAGCAUGUCAUCCUACCUCAGGAUCAUGCAGGUCUUGGCCUCUGCCUGGCAGAAGAUGGUUCUAAGGAUGGACUGGUGGUCAGGUCUCUGGUCCAGUACGGCACAGCCAGUAAGGAUGGCAGGAUAAUGACUGGAGACACAAUCAUAGCAGUGGGUGAGGAACAUGUCGCCGGACUGUCAGUGGAGAAGGUGUCCAGUUUGAUUCUCAAACAUCGGGUCACUGUCAAGCUCUCCGUCAGACGUCCCAGCAGUCUCUCCCCCUCCUCCGCCACUCUACCUCACCCCUCACCCCUCUCCCAGCCCUGCUCCACCUCUCCCGUUCCGUUCCAAACCCUUCCCGUUUCCUCCUCCUCCUCUCCGUCCCUCAAUACCGCACACACCUCUACUGGAGGUCAGUCUGAUGGGCUGGGAUCUGCGCCCACGACCUCUGACCCAUUGAGCGGCCCGGUUGUAGCGGGCAGGGAAAGCACGAUAGAGAUCUGCAAAGGGAGCGUGGGCCUGGGCCUCAGCAUUGUGGGAGGAUGUGACACUCUGCUGGGGGCAGUAGUAAUCCAUGAAGUGAAUGAUGGAGGAGCAGCUCAGAGAGAUGGACGGCUGCAGGCUGGAGACCAGAUAUUAGAGGUAAACGGCAUAGACCUGCGGCAGGCUACUCACGACGAAGCGAUUGGCGUGCUGCGGCUCACCACCCAACGUGUCUGCCUGCGCUUCUUCAGGCACCAGGAGGCGUACAGGGAGGAGGACCUGUGGGACGUCUUCAGCAUGGAGCUCAGGCCUCGUCCUGGAGAGGGGCUCGGGUUCACCACAGUGGGGAAAAGUAAUGACACGGGCAUCUUUGUAUCAGAUAUCAUCAGAGGAGGCGUAGCCGAUUCAGAUGGCAGUUUGCUGCUAGGUGACCAGAUCCUGUCGAUCAACGAGGAGGACGUGCGCGCGGCCUCACAGGAACACGCACAGAGGCUGCUGCAGAGUCACAGUGGAGGGGUUCAUCUGGAGGUGGCUCGUUUUAAAGCGGGGGUGCAGUACUCACAGCGGAGCCAGAGUGAAGACUCCGACUGCUCCACCCUGAGGCCCUCGAGUGGAGGUGAUGCUUCCGUCGGCCACCAGAGGGAGUCGAAUAACAAAGCAGGGAGCUGUGCAUUUCAAGACUUCCCUGACGUCAGAAAAGUAAUAAUACAAAAGGAUCCAUGUGACUCGCUGGGCAUCAGUGUAGCAGGAGGAGUGGGCAGUCCCCAUGGCAACGUACCUCUUUUUAUUGCUACCAUGGAUACCAAUGGACUGGCUGCCAAAACACAGCUAUUACAGACAGGAGACAAGCUCCUCAGUGUCAAUGACGUGUCCACGGAGGGGAUGACCCACGUCCAGGCCGGAGCUCUGCUGAAGAACGCCACUGGAACCGUCAGCCUGCAGGUGUCAGAAGGUUCAGGUGUGUGCAGCACAAAGGACGACAGUGAUGUCCGUGCGCGGUCGUCAGGCCAACCGAGCAGCCUGCCCUGCUCCCACAACAACCUCUGCACCCGCAUGUAUCAGACCGUCACCCUGGAGAGAGGCUCCUCGGGCCUGGGCUUCAGCAUCGUGGGAGGGUUCGGCAGUCCUCACGGAGACCUGCCCAUCUACAUCAAAACAGUCUUCAACAAGGGGGCGGCCAUCGCCGACGGCCGGCUGACUCGCGGAGAUCAGAUCAUCGCCGUGAACGGACACUGCCUGGAGGGGGUGACUCACGCUGAAGCUGUGGACAUCCUCAAGAAGACCAAGGGAAGCGUGGUGCUCACUGUUCUCUCCUGAGACACAGCGUGAGUCAUUAUGUCCCAUUUUGAUUAUGUCUUACAGCAAAAUGGGCCCCGAGGUGACGUAGGUUCACACGGACCUGAGAAGACACACGUGGAGGGUUUAAGUGAUGUAGUUUUGUUUAAAGUCACAGGCGGAGUAGAUACUGUGAGUUUGUCUGUGUUUGGUGUGAGGGAGCCGCCUCUAACUGCAAACACACAGUAUUCCUAAUGUCAACUCAUUCCUGCUAUGGUGUCAUUUCGACUAAUGUGUUUAUUUUAUAAGUCUUCAUAUAAUCAAAUAUCUCUAUAUUUAUAAAAAAAGGAAUAAUUAAUAGUUUAAAGAUACUCAUAUAUUAUAAAGAAGACAAUACCACAGCGUCCCAAUCAUAAACUGUAUGUAAAGAUGGACGACAUGACAGCUUCCUAAAAGUGAAGCCAAGGUGUCUCACUCGCCCCCUUGUGGAUUGCUGCUGUAUAGGUCAUAAAUCCUGCCCUGUCCAUUGUAGUGGAUGAGACAUGGAUCAAACUAAACAGUCAAAGUGCAUAGUCAUCAAAUACAUUUUCCUUAAAGAUUAUGUUAUUUUAGAUAACUCCUAUCACACUGAUGUUUGUUCAAAACACGUUUCAAGUCAAGGUCGCUGUGACUCACAAAGGACAUUCUAUGCCUCGUGAGCAAGAUAUUUCAAAAUUGUCCUGAGGGGAUUUCUUCAAUAUAUUAUAAACGUUCACUUAGACUCAAAAAUGAACUGAUUCAAUUUUCAAAGGUCAAUUGAUCAAGUGACCUCAUGAGCAUGAAUUUGAUAUAUCAAGGACACCCGUAGGGAAUUUCAUUACGUUCAACGCAAACAUUCACUCGGCCUCAAGGAUGACCCGAUUAGAACGUAGAGGUCAAAGUGUGUGUUGCGUCUUCCAUCUUUAUAUUCAGUGUAUGGUCACAAUCAAUAAUGAAGAUUUGUGUCUUAGUCAGUCCUGUUCAUUGCAUUGAUUUGUGUCACUUCCCUUGUAACCACAUAAAUAAAUCAACACCCACAAACCUCCGAAACUGACAAAUGAAAGCAGAAGAAACAUCUGACAUGUGACAUGUUUUCACUGAUGUCUCCCGACUCCUGUUCAUUAUUCAGAGUCAACUCCUGAGAUCGACUCCCAACACCCAAACCAUGCCAAGUGCUUCUGCCAAUCUUUUGUGUGGCAAUACAGUUCUAGGACGUUUGCUUCGUAGGACCGCAUGUGUCACGAGUCCUUGGAUUACUGUAUUAGAGGACGUGUUUAUACUUUAACCACCGUAGGCCGAACAGGAGAGAACUCAUCUGUAAAAGCAGCUGUUGAUUCCGCUUUGAAUAUCAGCUGUAAGACUAACUCUGAUUUAUUUACUGAUUCCUUAUUUAUGAAUGUCUUCACAUAAGAACAUUUGAUCAGUUGUUGUUUUUUUUAGGACCACAUGGGAGUAUCGUUGUAGCAUAAUGUGCAAUCUUUGUUUAGAAAACCUUCUCAUACCUGUUUUAUAUGAUUUUAUAUAUACCAUGAUUAUUAUAUUUAUGUUUUUCUUAACUGUGAUUCAUUUUAUUUCAUUUACGGGAGUAGUCCUCAGCCUCAGCCCACACUCAUCUGUGUCUGGUAUUGUGCAACACUGUAUGUACUGUCAGUGAUCUUAUUAAACGUUGAUUUGUUAGA
Messenger RNA from Platichthys flesus (European flounder), 7595 nucleotides. RefSeq names its product multiple PDZ domain protein. Lineage: Eukaryota; Metazoa; Chordata; Actinopteri; Pleuronectiformes; Pleuronectidae. The coding region runs from base 271 to 5940 and encodes 1889 amino acids. The record is from RefSeq and is a predicted model, not a curated record. Gene Ontology annotation, molecular function: protein binding. The transcript has 43 exons.